Molecule: messenger RNA, 770 nt
Organism: Camelina sativa (false flax)
Lineage: Eukaryota; Viridiplantae; Streptophyta; Magnoliopsida; Brassicales; Brassicaceae
Source: RefSeq, a predicted model, not a curated record
GCUAAUGGAGAAAUUAGGAAUAGGCAAGUAUAGUGUGGUUGGAACAAGCUACGGCGGUUUUGUGGCAUACCAUUUGGCAAAAUUGUGUCCGGAAAAAGUGGAGAAAGUAGUGAUUGCAAGCUCUGGUAUUAACAUGAGAAAGUGUGACAGUGAAAGUUUAUUGCAACGAUCCAACUGUGAGGUCAUCGAGAAAGUUAUGUUACCAUCAACUGCAACUGAGCUUCGUACACUUAUGGCUUUGGCAUCUUCGUCGCGGAUACUUAGUAUGUUUCCCAAUGCUUUCUGGAACGACGUUAUUAGUAAUUUAUAUACAAAGAAUAGAACAGAGAAGGUUGAAUUAUUGAAGGGGGUGACUUUUGGCCGGAACGAGAAUUUAAACAUCGAUCCUCUUUCUCAGGAGGUCCUAAUAGUAUGGGGAGACAAAGAUCAGAUAUUUCCUGUGAAGAUGGCUUACGAAUUAAAAGAGGUUCUUGGAGACAAAACGAAACUAGAAAUUAUCGACAACACCUCGCACGUUCCUCAGAUCGAAUGUGCACAAGAGUUUAACAAUAUCGUUUUGAGAUUUUUGAAGGGUUCUUAAGAGCUGUAAUUUUGUAUACAUGCUACCAUGCAGAUUCUUCCGCUUGUUUAGUGUUAAGCUACUAUUCGUUACGUAAUCUUGCUACUUUUCUUGCCAUGCUUUCUCAUUUUUCAUGUAAUUUUCCCUUUUACUUGCCAUAUUGUUUUUUCAAUUAUAUACUUCCUUGUAGUUUAUAUAUUCUUCUUUGAUA